AUGGAUCUCAGUGCACCAUCUGGUUAUGAGUCUUAUUCCAACCGGCUCGACCCUCACGAUGAAUUCGACAACGGAUAUGUUGAAAAGAGUCCUCGUCCGGUCUCUGACACACAGCGACUUCUGAAGCAGCGCCGUGCGCCGCAGACCAAGAGCGCGAGCAUCUUUGACACCACCAGGCUGGCCCUGCGUGUCCUCAUCCUUUUGCUUGACCUCAGCAUCAUGAGUCUUCUCAUCCAUGGAGUCAGCGUCUGGAAGACGACGCAUAACUCUCUGGAUAGAAAUGAGGACGGCUGGGUGAGGACGCGUUGGGCUUCGAUCAAGAUGCUCUCGACGUGGUUGAUGCUGGCAAUCGCGGCAUUUGCAUCAUUUGUCCAGAUAGUGGCUCUGGCAACGCGCCUUAUUUUCUUUCGCUCAAUGCGUGACGGCUUGAUACACACCAGCGCCGUACUUGCCAGCUCUGGUAUUGUCAUCGCCGGCUGGAUCGCCGCAACUGUUUACUUUAUCGUCGAUAAGGAAGUUCUUCGAAAUAACCACUGGGACCUCUGGUCUUGGUCAUGUCGGAACAGCUCGCGACAGAGCUAUAUUCCCUGGGCUGGCUUAUGCACAGAACUGUCGGCCAUUCUAAGUAGUAUCAGCUAUUAUUUUAAUUGUGGCCUUCAGGUUGGUACGUGGUACUCGGCAAUGUCAAGCAGGAUGUCAACUGUGAAUGCGAUGUCAUUAGCGAUAGGCCUGUCACUCAGUUCCAGGUGUCAUGAGACCACGGCAAUAGAGAUUUCUUUACGGCGUCCGUCGAGUGCUUUUUGCCCGGAAGCUUAUUCGAGCAUCCCGUUGCAAUACUCCCCUCCUGUGACUUCCGUUCAGUUUCACGUCUACCGCUUGAAAAAUUCUACUGGCUUUGAUAUCAGAUGA
Molecule: messenger RNA, 909 nt
Organism: Fusarium mangiferae
Lineage: Eukaryota; Fungi; Ascomycota; Sordariomycetes; Hypocreales; Nectriaceae
Exons: 3
Coding region: 1-909 (302 amino acids)
Source: RefSeq, a predicted model, not a curated record